AUGGCUACUUUUGAAGAAUAUAUACAACAAAAUGAAGAUAGAGACGGAAUACGUUUCACUUGGAAUGUCUGGCCCUCCAGUAGAAUCGAGGCUGCUCGUUUGGUGGUUCCUUUAGGGUGCCUUUAUCAGCCUGUUAAGGAGCGUCCUGAUUUACCUCCAAUUCAAUAUGAUCCUGUUCUUUGCACUAGGAAUAAUUGUCGGGCUAUUUUAAAUCCCUUGUGUCAAGUUGAUUAUAGAGCAAAGUUGUGGGUUUGCAAUUUCUGCUUUCAAAGGAAUCCCUUUCCUCCCCAAUAUGCUGCUAUUUCAGAACAGCACCAACCGGCAGAACUAAUGCCUACAUUUUCUACAAUUGAGUAUACAAUUACAAGAGCCCAGUGUCUUCCUCCUAUUUUUCUAUAUGUGGUAGACACAUGCAUGGAUGAGGAGGAACUAGGAGCUCUUAAAGACUCCCUACAAAUGUCACUCAGUUUACUUCCUUCAAAUGCAUUGAUUGGCUUAAUAACUUUUGGUAAAAUGGUUCAAGUACAUGAAUUAGGUACAGAAGGUUGUAGUAAGUCAUAUGUAUUUAGAGGAACAAAGGAUCUCACUGCUAAACAGAUUCAGGAAAUGUUGGGACUAACAAAAGUUGCUGCAGUUCCUCAUCAGCAGCAGCCUCAAAUGCGAGGAGGUCCUCAUCCACCAGCUGCACCCCCAUCAAGUCGUUUUCUUCAACCUAUUGCCAAUUGUGACAUUUGCUUGACAGACUUGAUUGGGGAAUUACAAAGAGACCCUUGGCCUGUGCCUCAAGGAAAAAGACCACUUCGUUCAACCGGUGCUGCCCUUUCAAUUGCUGUGGGACUUUUAGAAUGCACCUAUCCAAACACUGGAGCUCGUAUUAUGAUGUUUUUGGGUGGCCCAUGUUCUCAAGGACCUGGUCAAGUUGUUAAUGAUGACUUGAAGCAACCCAUUAGAUCUCAUCAUGAUAUCCACAAGGACAAUGCUAGAUAUAUGAAAAAAGCUAUUAAGCACUAUGAAGGUCUUGCUGUGCGUGCAGCCACUAAUAGUCAUUGUGUGGACAUUUACUCAUGCGCUUUGGAUCAAACAGGCCUUAUGGAAAUGAAGCAAUGCUGUAAUUCGACGGGGGGCCACAUGGUGAUGGCAGAUUCGUUCAAUUCAUCCCUCUUCAAGCAGACAUUUCAAAGGGUGUUUGCUCGUGAUCAAAAAGGUGAUCUUAAGAUGGCUUUUAAUGCUGUUUUGGAAGUCAAAUGUUCACGAGAAUUAAAAGUUCAAGGUGCAAUAGGUGCCUGUGUAUCAUUAAAUGUAAAGAGCCCAUUGGUGGCAGAUUCAGAGAUAGGGAUGGGCAACACUGUACAAUGGAAGAUGUGUACACUGAUGCCUAAUAACACAACUGCUUUAUUCUUUGAGGUGGUUAAUCAGCACUCUGCUCCUAUACCGCAAGGCGGUCGGGGCUGUGUACAGUUCAUUACGCAAUAUCAGCAUUGCAGUGGCCAAAAAAGAAUAAGGGUUACCACGAUAGCACGUAACUGGGCUGAUGCAGCUACAAAUUUACAUCACAUAAGUGCAGGUUUCGACCAAGAGGCUGCGGCCGUCCUCAUGGCUCGGAUGGUUGUAUAUCGGGCCGAAAGUGACGAUGGACCCGACGUUCUUCGAUGGGUAGACAGGAUGUUGAUACGAUUAUGUCAAAAAUUUGGAGAAUAUAAUAAGGACGAUCCGGGUAGUUUCCGGCUUAGUGAGAACUUUAGUUUGUAUCCUCAGUUCAUGUACCAUCUGCGUAGAUCUCAAUUUUUGCAAGUGUUUAAUAAUUCGCCCGAUGAAACGUCCUUUUAUCGACAUAUGCUAAUGCGAGAAGAUCUUACACAGUCUCUGAUCAUGAUUCAACCAAUUUUAUACAGCUAUAGUUUUAAUGGGCCUCCUGAACCAGUGUUGUUGGACACCAGCUCUAUUCAACCUGACAGAAUCCUUCUGAUGGACACGUUUUUCCAGAUUUUGAUUUUCCAUGGAGAGACAAUAGCGCAAUGGAGAAGCCUGAAGUACCAGGACAUGCCCGAAUACGAAAACUUCCGACAACUUCUACAAGCACCGGUUGACGAUGCCCAAGAGAUUUUGCAAACUAGAUUCCCAAUGCCCCGAUACAUUGAUACGGAACAAGGAGGUUCUCAAGCGAGAUUUUUACUAUCCAAAGUAAAUCCAAGUCAAACGCAUAAUAAUAUGUAUUCAUAUGGGGGAGACUCUGGAGCUCCAGUACUCACUGAUGAUGUAUCAUUGCAAAUAUUUAUGGAUCAUUUAAAAAAGCUGGCAGUAUCUUCAACAGCAUAAAUAAUAAUGUAAAAUGUAGCCAAUUUAUGAUUAUUGUAAACUAUAAUUUUUGCUAUGUAUAUUUUUAGGUGU
Molecule: messenger RNA, 2388 nt
Organism: Agrilus planipennis (emerald ash borer)
Lineage: Eukaryota; Metazoa; Arthropoda; Insecta; Coleoptera; Buprestidae
Gene: Sec23
Product: protein transport protein Sec23A
Exons: 10
Coding region: 1-2316 (771 amino acids)
Biological process (GO): endoplasmic reticulum to Golgi vesicle-mediated transport; COPII-coated vesicle budding; intracellular protein transport
Cellular component (GO): endoplasmic reticulum exit site; COPII vesicle coat
Molecular function (GO): GTPase activator activity; zinc ion binding
Source: RefSeq, a predicted model, not a curated record